GGCGCUAUUAUAAGAAAUUGCAGCCUAUGGCUCCUCACAAGCGAGAGUCCUGAAAGCAUUCAUCUUCGCUCCAUAUAAAGCAUUAUAUAGGCAACGCCCAGGGUCCCUCAAACACACACACACACACGGACAAGAAGAGAGAUGGCUUCCACACCAUUUGAGAAGCCUCAUGUCGUCUGCGUCCCUUACCCGGCCCAAGGCCAUGUAACCCCCAUGCUCAAGCUCGCCAAGCUCCUUCACUCCAAGGGCUUCUACAUCACCUUCGUCAACACCGAGUUCAACCACCGCCGCCUCCUCAAGUCUCAAGGCCCCUCUUCCCUCGACGGUCUCCCCGACUUCCGCUUCUCCACCAUCCCUGAUGGUCUCCCUCCUUCCGACGCGAACGCGACCCAAGACGUCCCCUCUCUUUGCUACUCCACCAUGACCACCUGCCUUCCCCACUUCCGCCGUCUCCUCUCGAUGCUCGAUGGUCCCCCACUGACCUGCAUCAUCUCAGAUGGUGUCAUGAGCUUCACUUUGGAUGCUGCGAAGGAGCUCGGAGUCCCUGAGGUCUUGUUCUGGACCACAAGUGCUUGUGGAUUCAUGGCCUACCUCCACUACCGCCACCUUAUGGACAGAGGCCUUGUGCCGCUUAAAGAUGCGAGUGAUCUUAGCAAUGGAUAUCUCGACACACAUGUGGACUGGAUACCAGGAUUGAAGAACAUGCGGCUAAGGGACAUUCCGAGCUUCAUCCGAACUACGGAUCCCGACGACACCAUGAUCAACUUCGCUUUGCAUGAAUGCAAGAGGGCAACCAUGGCGUCGGCAAUCAUCCUAAAUACCUUCGAUGAAUUGGAACAGCCAGUCCUCGAUGCCAUGGCAACAAUACUCCCACCCAUCUACCCCAUAGGACCACUAACCUUGCUUGCUCGCCAGCUUUCCGCAAGCCCAGUUUCGGCCCUGGGGUCAAACCUAUGGAAGGAAGAGCCGGCUUGUUCGAACUGGUUAGCCGGCAAAAAUCCCAACUCCGUAGUAUAUGUCAACUUUGGUAGCAUAACAGUCAUGACGAAUCAACAACUCAUAGAGUUUGCGUGGGGACUGGCCAAUAGCGGCCAUGACUUCUUGUGGAUAAUUAGACCCGACCUUGUCAAAGGUGACGCUGCUGUGCUGCCACUGGAGUUCUUGGAGGAGACCAAGGAGAGAGGUCUGCUUGCAAGCUGGUGCCCCCAGGAGGAGAUAUUAUCGAACCCGGCAAUCGGAGGGUUCUUGACGCACAGCGGGUGGAAUUCGACGGUGGAGAGCAUAUGCGAAGGGGUGCCGAUGCUGAGCUGGCCGUUCUUCGCCGAGCAGCAGACCAACUGCCGGUACGUGUGCACUGAGUGGGGCAUUGGCAUGGAGAUCGACAACAAUGUGAAGAGAGAGGUGGUGGAAGGGAUGAUAAGGGAGCUGAUGAAGGGGGAGAAGGGGAAGGAGAUGAAGAAGAGAGCAAUGGCGUGGAAGGAGAGUGCAGUUGGGGCAAGCCUGCCUGGUGGGCCCUCUUCACUGAAUUUGGAGAGAUUGGUCAAGGAGGUGCUCCUCGCAAGGAAAGGGACCUAGAUGUCGGAUCUUAUCUUUGGUGAAUUAUUUGAAGUUGUCUGACAAGCUAUAUGAAAUCAUUUAUGGGACAAAUGUGCAGCUCUGGACUUUAUUGCACGUCAUUGAAAAGCCUAGCGUUUGAUAUCAUUGCGAUCUGUUUGCUGCGAGCACAUGAUCAUAUUGAAUUCAAGCGUUCGGAAGAGAUAUGAUAGAUUAAUGUACUCUUCGUGUGUUAGGUGAAACAAGUUUGGAGAGAGAUGCCGUGAUGGGUAAAUUUAUCCUUUAUCAUAUAUAAAUUUUCCGCUGAAGGGUGGGGUUUCUGUUUGUCCUAUCUGGGAUAUUAUUUUCCGAGCAGCUGUCCACCAUGUGACGUGGUAAUUUUUAUCUAUAAACGGUCCCAUAUCAAAUCCUUUUU
Messenger RNA from Elaeis guineensis (African oil palm), 1969 nucleotides. RefSeq names its product 7-deoxyloganetin glucosyltransferase. The record is from RefSeq and is a predicted model, not a curated record. Gene Ontology annotation, molecular function: quercetin 3-O-glucosyltransferase activity; quercetin 7-O-glucosyltransferase activity. Lineage: Eukaryota; Viridiplantae; Streptophyta; Magnoliopsida; Arecales; Arecaceae.